Molecule: messenger RNA, 1313 nt
Organism: Ectocarpus sp. CCAP 1310/34
Lineage: Eukaryota; Phaeophyceae; Ectocarpales; Ectocarpaceae
Source: the annotation of a GenBank genome assembly
GAAGACAAACAACAACAACAACAAUCUCCGUUCCCAUCCUCUGCUGCGCUCUUUCACCAAUAAAGGACUCUCAUCUCAAGGAUCGAAGGCACGUGCAGAGCGAGUCGAAGAUGCGUAGGAAGCGCGGCACCAGCACCAGUAGCAGUUCUGGCGGAAGCGUUGUGGCUUGCGGAAGAGAAUCGAAGCGGAAACAUGUGUCGCGCCGUGGUCAUCGAAGCUCCAGCAGCAAUGCGAGCAUCGAGAGAGAAGGCAGCAGGGGCCAAGGCGAAGGAGGCAAGCGUGUGCAUAAAUCGAAAAAACAAUGCCGGACAUCUCCCCGAGGCAGGUCAGGCACCAGAAAUCGCAACAAUAGCAGCAGGUCAAGCCGCCGCCGCCGCCGCCACCGCAGCAGCAGCAGCAGCAGCAGCAGCAGCAGCAGCAGCAGUCGCAGCAGCAGUAGCAGCAGCAGAUCUAGCAGCAGAAGCAGGAAACGAAAGUUGCGGGGGCGCCGGCGGACGGGGGAGGCAGCGAGGGCUCUUCGUUCCGAUAGCAAGCCGAGGAGGGGGGGGGAGCGAGACAGGACGAACAAAAGGAGCGUGAAGAGGAAGAGGAUAACACACAAGAAGAGAUCAGGCGACCGGGCUUCACCGUCGCCGCCACUGCCAAUGCCGCCGCCCAGCGAUGGCAUGGACGCCGAAAGGGAACGGAUGGGAGGCAGACGUCGGGACAAAGAGUCUAGCAAGAAGAAGAAAGGCGAGAAAAAGGACAAGAAACCCAAGCGGAAGCAAACGCCUGUUGCACAGACGGCAAGGUCCCCCACUCCUACAAACACCGCCGCUGGUGCCGCCGCCACCGCUGCCUCCUGUGACUGCCCCGAGAAGAGAAGAAACGGGGCAGAAGAUGGACUCAACACCGACUACCGGCAGAGUACGGCAACCGGUGGUUUCCUUCCCUCGUCUCGUAAUAACGCCGCACAGGCGCAAGACCCGUCAAACGCCACCACAAUUACUGCCGAAAGACCGGCAGAUAUGGAAACCAAGGCGGCGAGGGCAAGGGCUAUGGUACCCAUGCGACCGGAGGAGUAUGCUGCACAGAAGAGGACAGUACGGCAGGUUUUCGAUGAAGACACUGGGCGGUGGAGGCUAGUAAAGGGCACGGGAGAAAUCAUCGAGCGGAUAGUCUCACGCCAGGAGCAGCAGGAAAUCCAGCGGCACGCUUCCAGAUGGGGUUGGGACCACAAGACGCUCUCAAGGGACCCCGUGGGAGAAUGAAAAUCAAACGCUCGCUUGCUUCAGAGGUUGCGUCAAAACGGAAUGAAUCACCUUACCCUUGAC